Molecule: messenger RNA, 1896 nt
Organism: Misgurnus anguillicaudatus (oriental weatherfish)
Lineage: Eukaryota; Metazoa; Chordata; Actinopteri; Cypriniformes; Cobitidae
Gene: eva1c
Product: eva-1 homolog C (C. elegans)
Molecular function (GO): carbohydrate binding
Source: RefSeq, a predicted model, not a curated record
CUUAAACAUCCUCGGCCAACAAUUCCUUUCUGAGUGAAAAGACAGCUCCUUCUAUGAUCUAUACUUUCACCAAGGACCAUAACAUCAUCAUCGAGAUAAUAAACGAUGGAUUUGUCGCUCGUCUCUGCCACAUCUGACUUGUUGCGCACUUCUUAUUUCUCUUUAGGCUGCUACAGAGUAACCGCGGCGCUUUAAAAUGUUUCCCUUCCGUCUUUUAUCUUCUCAAAAAGAAAACACGAUUUCGUGCAAGUCGACUUCUGUCUGGAAGGACUCGUAUGGGAAAGACGCGGACGAUACUUUAGCUGGUUGAGAAACCCUGGCAGGUGAGAGAGAAACGGGGAUUCCUGACAGCGUCUCGUGCACGCGCUUGAAUCCAUACGACUUUUUGAAGAUGAUCACGAGCAGAUGCCGCACAAGUGGAUUGUGUGUUCACAUACUUUACAGCCUUCUUUUACUGUGCAUCAAGAAAAUGGACGGACUGUCGGACUUUUCAAAUUAUCUGUAUAGGAUUCUCAACAGUCAUUCAGAACAAGCCUGUGAUGGAGAUCUUCUGCUCCUCAGGUGCCCACGACACUCAACCAUAACUGUUCAGUCUGCGUUUUAUGGGCAGACUGAAGCCCUUCCCGGGAUUGUGCCAGGAAUUACAUGCCAAUGGCGUAAUCACAGCUGUUCUGCCACCACAGCACUGCAGAAAGUGAUUCACGAAUGUCAGGGUCAUAGAGACUGCCAGAUGCUGGUUAAUCAUCAAGUCUUCGGCCAAGACCCUUGCCCUGGAACCCCCAAAUACCUCCAUGUGUUAUACAGUAUUUGUCCUAUAGCUGAACACAAAAAGAAAGUAGCGUGUGAGGGCGAUCGACUUUUGCUCCACUGCAAGUAUCCGAAACUGCUUAAUAUCUACUCUGUUGUGUACGGAAGACUGAUGGAGGAGGAAGAGUCUUGCCCAUCAAAGAUAGGAGAACCCCCAACACCCUUCGAAUGCCGUUUUCAUGGAGCCAUGGAUGUGGUGACAAACCUCUGUUAUGGUAAACAGAGGUGUUGGUUUACCAUAGAUGAGAAGCAUUUCAAAGACCCCUGCCCUCCUGGAACAAAAAAGUAUCUUACUGUACUCUAUGCAUGUGUUCCACAAAGUUUACUGAAGGAGGCUGAUCCCAACAGUUUCCAAACUACCUCAGUUACUAACCAGAGCACCAAAGAAGUGGAACACCCAGUUGUCAGAACUUCAAAGUUUCCAGAAAACAGGAUUAUUGUCAGCAAUUCUUUAAUGGCGUAUGGCUACAUUACAGAGCAUCCAGAGAUGGCAGGCCUACUCUUCACUUCAAGUGUUUGUGUUGGGCUUCUGAUCAUCCUAAUAGCUGUUUCAACACAUAUAACCUGCAGCAGACAUUUUAAUAAACCUAGAAUGCUCGGUAAGAAGAGAAGAGCUGCUAAACUAGAAGAAGAGGAACCAAUGAAUCAGGAUAUUGAUGAUGAAGAAGAGAAUGGGUCAGAGUCAUCAACGGACAGCUCUACCCUUACAGAAAUAGGCAGGAAGUUGUACUGUUGGGAGGAUGUGACGUACACUACAGAGGCAGCAGAACUGAUGGAGAGGAUUGAACGACGAGAGCUUGUAAUUCAGGAGAUCAGGAUGAAUGCAUACCUCAAUGGAAACACAUGCAUCUUGCAUUCAUACUUGCCAUCUAUUAAGCAGAAUGUGCAAUAGCUGGGGUUCAAUUCUAAUCUGGGACAGGGGCAGCAAUAUUAGAUCUGUUUUAGUGCCUGACUUUAGUGUCCAAAACUAUUUAAUUCUGCUACAAGUUAGCUAUUGGGUUUUUUACUCAAAUUAAUGUUAAGCUAUGUAAAGAAAAAUGUAUUUUAUAAAUUAUUGCUUUUAUUAAACAUUAAAUUAUGUUGCACAAA